UCAGCAGUCAUUCCCGCUCUCUGUGAAUCCCGUCGUCUUUUUAUCCGCGCUUUCAUCAGAAGCUUGAAUAGUCCUCAAAUCUCCACCCUUUCAUCAGAAGCCCUGAAAGUUCAUAGCAACCAUUCAAGCUAUCAAGCGCGAUGAUGAUCAAAGUCAUUCCUUUUUCACUGAACUAAGUCAAGCUCUUCGAUUUUUUCGAUAUCCUAUUUUCCCCCUAAAUCUCUGUCUUCAAUGUUACAUAUUUCUCUUUCUAGAAAUCUUAAUCAAUGAUGUCUUGUAAGCGUUUUGUAUCUUUUCGUUUUCUCAGCGAGAAACCUUGAAUUUGCGGGUUUUCUACUCAAUAUUUUUUCUCUUUAGAUUUUAGUUACUUUACUUUUUAAUUCUCUUCGGAUUUCUUUUCUUAGGGUUACAAACCCUAAGUUGGUUGUUGAAAAACCCUAAGUUGCUAGUUGAAAAACCAACUAGAACAAAAUCUAGCUAGAUAAAUGGUUCAUGCAAUGAUGAAGGGUUUGAUAUUGUUGUUAUCAAAUUUUAUUUCUUUAAUCCGAAAAUAAUUGAAUCCAUGGGAGACAUUCUGUAACAGUCCAUCAAAUGAUGAAGAAGAAUUUGACUUCAUUAGUAGUUGGUCAAAAUCAAAUCCAUGUUUAACAACCUUUUUAGCUGUGUUUAAGAUUUUUCCAUUUUUAAAAAGUGAUAUUUGUUUUACUUGAGAGUGAAAAAGGUGUGUGAGAAAGAUAAAAAUAUAGAAGUGCUUACUGCUUAGGGUAUGGGUUUUGGGUGAGAGGAUCGAGGAGGAGGAUAGCAGCAUACUGGGCUUCCAACGAAGCCAAAGCAGGUGACGUGUCAAGCAGCAAUAGGACCGCUUCAUAGAGGAGAGAGUGGCACGCUUCACAAGGAGGAGGCCACGUGUAAGUGAAUGCGACGCGUGAGCACCAGCUCGCGGCCAAUGAGCGUCCAUCUCAUCAAUGGGCGAAGGCUAGGGGGGUGACACGUAGACCUGCAUGCAAACAUAUAUAACCGAUGUGGGGACAGUUUGGUAAAACGGGGUAAAAACAAAAACGACUAAAUGGAAGGGUGAUAGGUGGAUGGACGCAUGGAGGCGGAGCCCACACGCGUUGCAAAUUAGAGAUGGAACUGGAAGGCCGGCUGGGGUGAUUGGUGUGAGGGGGAGGGGCAGAGGGGGCUUCAGUUGUCAGGGGCAGCCCCUUUUUAUAUGAUACAGUGCUGUAAUUGUGGUGUGGGUAGAACCGUAGAAGUGACUCUCCAGUGAUAUGUGUUGAGAUGCAUGGAAGGGAUGAUGGACCCACUUUCUGCAUUCACCUCCCACAUGUCCAUAUCGCUUACCUUCACUAACACGUACACACCGUACGCCUCCAAGUGUCGCCACCUCCUGCCUCCCCUGUUUCUGUUGCCCAAAUCUCAUUGGCUGCCCUCCACACCUAAAACCCCACCAUCCGCUCCUUCAAAUUAACCCACUCUCAUACCCCCAGUCACGAGCCCACUCCCAUUCCUUUUAUCUCUCCCUCUCUCCCUCAUUGUCACUUCACCAUUUUCCCAGGGCUUUCUUGGGCGUCCAAUAUGAUUCGCACUCUGAAUCCCUACAAUUCCACCGCCAAGACGGCUGAGAUCAUGUCUAGGUACAGGCCCAUAGCUCCAAAGCCGGAGCCUCCCGUGAAUCCUAUGUUUGAGAGGCCGUCAAUGUCUCAGAAGAUGCGGGAGUCUCCUUAUCUGAGAAACCUGUGGCCCCAGUUGCAGGCGAGGCCCACCAGGAGCAGAAAAAGGGGCAGGCCGGGUUUCUCACCGGCCGCACUCAAGAGGCCCAGGACGCAUCUCGUGGGGUUUUCCACUCCCUCGCAUGUCACAUCCCCAGCUAAAAACCUAUCCAUGCACGGCUUUACUCAUUCCCCGCUUCAGCUUCCUGUUCCAAACAUGGCCCCAAGCUUCGCCCCGCUUAAUGGAGGGUUUGGAAGAGCGAUUUCAACCACCGCUGAUGGUUUAAUGACACUUCCCCUCCUCCCAUGUCCUCCACCCCAACUUCCAGUAGUGCCCAAUGAUUUCAAUUGCCUCAACCCUUGUGGUGGAAACGUGGUCUUUGAUUUGAACACUAGCGUGGUUGCAGCUCGAAUUCCUGAGGAGAAGGAUCUUUUGCAACAGCUUCAACGAGCCCCCGCCAACACCACCAAUGUUAUUUCCCCUCAACCGGUUAGGCCAAUCGGCUCCAGCAUAAGCGUCCGAUGCAUGCGCAAUGACUUGAGCCCUAUUCCAGAGGUGCAAAUUCUGAAGAAACCAGAGGAGGUGGAGGAAGAGAUGGAGUCGGAGACCCUGCCAGCAGUCAUAUCCGAUUCCAACAACAAAAUCAGGAUGGCCAAUUCUGCCUACAAGGAGAUGGUGGGUCAGCCAGAAUGUCCAUGGCUCAAUUCGAUGGUGACCUGUGGAGCAAGUGUAGGCAACAGGAUCAGUGGGGAGGUGAUGCUUCAUCUUUCUGAUUCCAAGGUGCCUGUUUCUUCCAAUGGGUUUUCAUGCUGGGCGAGCAUAGAGUGGGGAAGCGCUGGAAACAAGAGCUCUGUCAAUGCCUUCUGCGAUGCAACCAGAUUGGCCUGCGAAUCCAAGGACUAUCUCUUCACAUGGAGGUUCCACACCAACACAGAGGCUUCUAAGCCCAACGUUUGAAGUACAAUCACAGUUUUGUAUUGUAAAAUACAAGUAGAUUACUUCAAACAAAUAGUAGUACUGUCAAGUGUGUAGUAGUACUGUAUAUGGGAGUAAACUAGUCGUUCAGUUUAGUUUAAUACUACUUGUUAUAUGCCACAAUAUGUAAGAACUGAAGGUAUAGUUUUGUCUACUUUUGUUGAUGCCCUAUUAACUAUAAUAUAUGAAGGACGUUUUUGUUUUCUGGUUCA
Molecule: messenger RNA, 2900 nt
Organism: Vitis riparia (riverbank grape)
Lineage: Eukaryota; Viridiplantae; Streptophyta; Magnoliopsida; Vitales; Vitaceae
Exons: 2
Coding region: 1579-2670 (363 amino acids)
Source: RefSeq, a predicted model, not a curated record